GAGGGUUUUGGGUUUAGCGAUUUUGGGGGCGACACGGUUGCGGGAAAGGGAGGGGGAGGGUUCAGGUGGGUUGGGGCUGGUGGUGCGACGCGGGUGGUGGUUUCGGCGAGGGGUGCAGUGAGUUGGGGGGAAGGGGGUGGUGGCUGGGUAGUUUAGGUUUUUCUUUUUAAUUUUUAAUUAAUUUAUUUUUUUAAUUUUUUUGGCCAAUAAUAACACGACACGUGUCGUUAUGGACCCACUUAACGGAUUCCUUAACGGAUUUCGUUCAGUGGUAGCAAAAUUUAAAAAAAGGGCAUAUAUUAGGUAGCAAAAUUCAAUAAAAGUUUUGAUAGGUAGCAAAAAUCAAAAUUUUCAAACGUUCAACUACAUUUUAAAUUUUAACUACCGUAACUAAAAACGAUCAUUCUUCACUAUCCUAGGCCAAUGAGCAGGCUCAAAGCUCACAUAAGACCGCCGCCGCAAUCACCACCACUGCCGCCGUCCUUCACCGCAACAAAAUCCUUCAAUUCAACGAUUAACCGCCUUUCUUCAUCGGGUUCUCACCGUGAUGUAUUCACCACCUUCUCUUCAAUGCUCAACUCCCACACUCCCUCAGAUGCUCACACUUUCCCCUGUCUUUUUAAAGCUUGCACUUUUCUCAACAAGUUUUCACUUGGCAUUUUGUUACAUCAACGUGUUAUAAUUCAUGGGUAUUCUUCAGAUUCCUAUAUUUCUUCUUCUUUGAUCAAUUUUUAUGCGAAAUUUGGUCGGGUCAAGAAUGCACAUAAUGUGUUUGAUUUAAUGCCUGACAGAAAUGUAGUUCCUUGGACUGCUAUAAUUGGGUGUUACACGCGCUCUGGGGAUGUUUAUAGGGGGGUUCAUUUGUAUAAUAUGAUGAGAUAUGAGGGAAUUUCACCUAGUUCUGUUACCAUGUUGAAUAUUCUAUCUGGGGUUAGUGAUAUUUCUUUGUUGGAGUGUCUACAUGCUAGUGUAGUUCAGUUUGGUUUGUGUUCUGAUCUUAAUUUGGCUAACUGUAUGUUGAAUUUGUAUGGAAAAUGUGGGAGAAUUAAAGCUGCUAGGGACUUAUUUGAAGUGAUGUUUAAGAGGGAUAUUGUUUCGUGGAAUUCAUUGGUUUCGGGUUAUGCUCAAGCAGGGAACUUUAAGGAGAUAUUGAAGCUGUUUAAAAGAAUGAGGAGUGAAGGUAUCGGCCCUGACCAGCAGACAUUCGGGACUCUUUUGAGUGCCUCCGAGUCUUUGCAAACUGAUGUUGAUUUGGGAAGACUGAUUCAUGGACAGAUUGUGACAUGUGGAUUGCAUGUGGAUGCACAUUUAGCGACUUCACUCGUGGUCCUGUACUCGAAAUGUGGAAAUUUCUGCAGUGCGUUUAGAGUAUUUGAAAGGGUUUUAGAGAAGGAUGUGAUUCUUUGGACUUCUGUGAUAUCUGCAUUUGUACAGAAUGAUAGUGCAUACAAUGCAUUGAUGGUCUUUAGUCAAUUGCUGGAUUCUUGUUGUACUCCUUCUACAUCAACAAUAGCUACAGUUCUUGCUGCGUGUGCAAAAAUUAGUUCACUACGACUUGGGACUUCAGUACACGCGUACCUACUACGUCAAAGAAUGACUCUAGAUAUUCCUGUUCAAAACUCACUGAUCACUAUGUAUGCAAAGUGUGGUCUUCUAAGGCAAAGUUAUGCCAUUUUUGACAAUAUGAGUGAGAGAGACAUAGUUUCAUGGAACGCAAUUGUUGCAGCAUAUGCACAAAAUGGUGAUCUGUGGAAGGCAUUGUGCUUGCUUAAUGAGAUGAGAUCAAUGCUCCAACAACCUGACUCUAUAACCAUUAUUUCCCUACUCCAAGCCUGUGCUUCCACAGGGGCUCUGCAACAAGGGAAGUGGAUCCACAAUUUUCUCACCAGAAGCAUUUCUCAGCCGAGCAUAAUGGUUGGUACAGCUUUAGUUGACAUGUAUUCAAAAUGUGGUGACCUUAAAACAGCUCACAAGUGUUUUAAUCAGAUGCCGAAGCAUGAUAUUGUCUCAUGGAGCACAAUUAUCACUGGAUAUGGCAGUCAUGGAAAAGGGGAGAUGGCUUUAAAGCUGUUUUUGGAUUUUCUACACUUGGGGUUUCAACCAAAUCAUGUCAUCUUUCUUUCUGUUCUCUUCUCUUGCAGCCACAAUGGACUGGUUUCUGAAGGUCUAAGGAUAUUCAAUGCAAUGAUACAUGAGUUUGGAAUUAAACCAGAACUGGAGCACCGUGCUUGCAUUGUUGAUCUGCUCUGUCGAGCUGGAAGGCUUGGAGAGGCAUACAAUUUCAUAAAGACAAUGUUUUCCAAUCCCACGGCUGAUGUUUUGGGCAUACUUCUUGAUGCAUGUCGGAUAAAGGGUGAUGCUAUACUUGGUGAUAUUGUCGCAAAAGAUAUCAUGAUGCUGAAACCUGCUUGUGCUGAGAAUUAUGUGCAGCUGGCUCAUAGUUAUGCUUCUAUGAAGAGAUGGGAGGGGGUGAAUGAUGCAUGGACUCAAAUGAAGGCUCUUGGACUGAAAAAGCUCCCAGGUUGGAGUUAUAUUCAGCAACAAGGGGAAAUUACCUCAUUUUUUAAUGGUCAGAGUGAUCAUCCUCUCAAUGAAGAAAUGUUUUGGGUCCUGGAAAUAUUGGGUUAUCAAAUGGAUGAACUGAGGUUCAACCUGAGUAACAGUAGUUUGAAUGACAAUAUUUAUGAAACUAAUGUUUUAUUUGGGUGAACAAGGUCCUAUAACCAAUUUACUUUUGAUGAUUAAUUUGAGGACAAGAGUGUGAUUAUUCAGCAAUUUACAGCUUGUAGAAUCAUUUUCCAGCUGCUGUCAGACCUGCAUACCAAAGCCAAGGUUAUAAGGCCGGAGGCCCUCUACUGGGAACUGAAAUUCCGGGACCAAUAUCCUAUCAAAGUACACUGAUUGAACAUAUGGAUGGUUAACUUAUGCAUAUAUUCAGGGGACGAUUUUAUUGUGUGUGAUCGCAUUUUUUCUGUAACCGAUUUUUUGACCAUUAAUUGGUACACAUGAGCUGACCAGCCAUUGCUCUAGGCAUAUGCUGGAGUGGCGUGAGUAAAUGGGAGGAGACAAAUGUGAACUGCUCUUCUGUGAUGACUGAACAGAUCAUUUACAGAUUGUAUGAAGCAUGAUCCUGAGGUUAGUGAAGAAAUGGAGAAGCACUUUGCAGAUCUUGUGGCAGACGAGCUGAGACAAAAAGAGGCCGAAGCCUCAGAAAACCAGCGAAGAUCUGAUAUGGGGUUGCUAGAAGCUAAGAAGUUCGCGUCUCAGUAUCAGAAAGAGGCAGAUAAGUGCAACUCAGGCAUGGAAACUUGCGAAGAGGCAAGAGAAAGAGCCGAGGAAGCCUUAGAAGCACAGAGAAAGAUAACCGCAAUGUGGGAGCAAAGAGCACGCCAGAAAGGAUGGAAUGAAACCGUUGCUAGAAGAGCUCGAGAAAAGAAAUGAUUAGCUUCAAGUUUGUAAGUCCUUGAUUGCUUUCCUAGUUGAUAGUGCAGAGCACAGUUUUAUUAUUGGACAAACAUCUAGGCUUUAGCUAAUUUACUAAAUUUUGUUUACAGUAAUUCUUAAUAAUAAUACUAGUACAUAUGAAACAUUGAUGGGAUGUGUAUGCUGGAAAAUGAGCUGGUUGAGUAGAAGUCUUAUUAUCAUCCAACCAAGAAAUUGCUGCUUGGUCAUUUUUCAAUUGGUU
Chenopodium quinoa (quinoa) is the source of this 3685-nucleotide messenger RNA. Its product is annotated as pentatricopeptide repeat-containing protein At4g04370-like. Gene Ontology annotation, biological process: RNA modification. Gene Ontology annotation, molecular function: protein binding; RNA binding. Lineage: Eukaryota; Viridiplantae; Streptophyta; Magnoliopsida; Caryophyllales; Amaranthaceae. The record is from RefSeq and is a predicted model, not a curated record. The transcript has 5 exons. Bases 424 to 2709 code for a protein of 761 amino acids.